CGCAACAGAACAGCACACUAGCCACAGGCCUCAGAAUAUGUGAGGGUCAGUGUAUGUGUGUGUGCGAGAGAGAGAGAGAGAACGAGAGAGGACGAAAAGUGAUGGGACACAGCCAGCAGGCCAUGACAUAGAACCGGAGACAAAACUGUACAACAGAUGUAACCAGGAGAACAGGUAGAUAGAAUAGAUAGGCAAAGGAGUGAGAGAGAGAGAGUAAAAGAGUCAAUGUGUACCUGCUGAAGACGGAUGAAAACAGCACCUCACGAAGAGUGAGAGAAAACAAUAACUGUUGAAGUGUGAGUCAAAAAAAGUACUUGUUGAAGAGAGAGAGAGAAGACUGAGCUAAUAAGGACACCUGUUGAAGAGUGAGAGAGGGAACGAGGGAACCUGUGGAUGAGGGAGAGAGUGAAAAAGGUGAGCCUGUCAACAUGGAUCUCUCCGGGAGACAAGGCUCUCUCUUGCUCUCCGUCCUCUAUUUCUACUCUGGGAUUCUAUCAGGAACGUCUGCCAUGGCUGCUCCCAAGAGUCGUUGUGACAAGUUUGUUCAGCUGACGACAUGGUCUGAGUGCCAAAGCUGCAGCAUUGGUAUGUGUCCUUACGGGUACCUCAAGAAGGCUAAUCGAGCCCCCGUCCCCAACUGCAGGUUCCAGCCUGCCAAAUCCAUCCCUGAUGUAAUAAUCCCUGGCUGCAAGUAUGAGUGUGUCAAAGAUGUCAUGGAGCCCGAGUGCUGCCCUGGUUUCUGGGGCAACAAUUGUGAUGAUUGUCCCCCUCACGGAGCCAACCCCUGCAGCAAUAACGGUGUUUGUUCCGAUGGUGUUGGAGGCAAUGGAACAUGCAGUUGCAAGCCAGGGUUUGUGGGGACCGGAUGUGAGGAUUGUGCGCCCAACCUCUAUGGACCCACCUGCAGUUUAGCGUGCCAGUGUGUGCAUGGUUUGUGUAGGGCAGGGAUACAGGGAGAUGGUUCCUGCACGUGUUUCUCAGGAUACAAUGGACUAUAUUGUGACCAGGAGCUGCCAGACUGCGCGACUCUGAGGUGCGGGCCAGACGCUCGCUGUGUGGAGAAGGCGGGAACCAGGCAGCUGACGUGCCUCUGUAAGCCUGGUUACCUAGGAGACGGAACUCGCUGCACGUCCAUAAACCCGUGUCUGCAGAAGGUGUGCCACACGCACGCGCAAUGCACCCACACGGGCCCCAACCAGCACUCGUGCACAUGUGUGUCGGGGUACGCAGGAGACGGCCAUGUGUGCAUGCCCAUUGACCCCUGCCAGAGCCAGCUCGGGGGCUGCUCCCCACAGACCACCACAUGCAUCUACGAUGGACCCGGAAGAUCCCACUGUGAGUGUCUUCCAGGCUACGUGAGAGCAAAUGAUGUGAGCUGUAGGGUCGUUGACAAGUGCAAAGCUGACUCCUGCCACAAAAACGCAGAGUGUUCCAUGAGCGGACCCAACACGGUGCAGUGCACGUGUCGAGACGGGUAUGUUGGUGACGGUAAAGUUUGUCAUGGUAACAUUCUGGAUCGUCUCAAAGACCUGAACUCCCAACCAGGGGGGACGUGGACCGCUCAGCUCACCAGUGCCAUCUCCCUGUUCGAGUCGGUAGUGUCAUGGCCGCUGACAUCUCGGGGUCCUUUCACAGUCUUCGUGCCAACCAACAAGGGAUUCAGCAAAGGGGCAACAACAUUGAAGGGCUUGCUAGAGGGGGACCAGAGUGCAACUUUAUAUUUGGUGAAACUGCACCUGUUGGCCGGAGUGAAGGCGGCGGGCACACUGGACGGAAACUUCUACACACUCACUGGACGACAAGCUGAGCUGGUCACAGAGGACAAUCUGACGAAGUACCGGCUUUUCGGCAGCAGGAAGAAGGGAACAGUGGUGGAGUCGGGACUUGAGGCAUCCAAUGGCUUCAUUCACAUCAUCAACAAACUCAUGGACACAGUCGCCUCCACUGUUAACAGCAAGAAAGAGGAAAAUCUGAUGUGGAUCUUGAAUAACAACAGCAAGUUUUCCAAGUUUCGAGAUCUCCUACAGAAGAGUAGUGUGGCAUCAGUCUUGGAAGGCGAAGGUCCCUUGACUGUGUUCGCGCCCACCAACACAGCUCUGGACGGUCUGCCAGCAGGAUAUCUGGAGUUCUUCAACUCCCCUGAGGGCUCUACCAAGCUACUGGAGAUGAUGAGGCACCAUGUGGUCAAUACGAAGGUGGAUGUGUUCAGCAUUGUGUCCCAGUCGGCCAUGACAACAAUGGCCAACCAGCUGAUAAAUGUGAACACAACAGACGAGGGGAUGAUUAUGGUAGAGGGGGGCCGUGUGCGCGAGGCGGAUGUGGAGGCCAAGAACGGACGACUCUAUUCGCUGGACACAGUGCUGAUCCCGCCCACCAUCGAGCCUGUGCUGAAUCAGAGGUGUGAUAGCACAUCAAUCACAAGCACGGGUCAGUGUGUGUCCUGUCAUGAGGCUCUGGAGCGAUUUGGGGAGUGUCAAUUGGGCAAGAGAUUCUGCAAGCAGGACCAGGAGGAAGCGAAUGGUUGCUACAUCACAUGCAACCAGACCGUCACAGUUCCACGGUGCUGCUCAGGUUUCUGGGGACCUGACUGCAUGACGUGUCCUGGUGGCUACAAAAACCCCUGCUCUGGGAAUGGCACAUGCAUGGAUGGCAUGGAUGGCAAUGGUACCUGUGUGUGUGAGUCCAACUUCAGUGGCUCUAGAUGUCAAUACUGCAGCAACCCCAAGAAAUAUGGACCAGACUGCACCAGCACAUCCCAGUGUUUGAAGGGGACCGUUGAUAACCGCCGUGCCUCCUCUGUGGGUGCGUGUAAGCCGGGUUCAUGCAUGCCGGGCUUCACUGGUCGGUUCUGUGAUCGUCAGCUGCUGCCCUGCUUCGCCAAAACCUACUGCCACGCUCACGCCAGCUGCGACUACUCUUCUACAGUACUGGGACUCAAGUGUGUGUGCAAUCCUGGUUAUAAAGGAGAUGGCAUCACGUGUGUAGAGACAGACCCAUGUGCAUUCCCAGCCAGGGGAGGUUGUGGUCCCAACACCAAGUGUGUGAAGACGGGACCGGGUACCCAUGAGUGUGUGUGCCUGGCGGGCUGGAAGGCGGAUGGGGACGAGUGUGUGGCCGUCAACAACUGCCUGGAGCCCUCGCGAGGAAACUGCCAUCACAACGCCAGCUGCAUAUACAUCGGGCCCGGGCAGAGUGACUGUCACUGUAAUAGUGGUUACCAUGGUAACGGCUAUGAGUGUGAGCCCAUCAACCCAUGUGUCCGCCUCAUCGGAGGCUGCCACUUCCUGGCUAACUGUGUGUACAAGAGGUCCAAGUGGAAGUGCGUGUGUGAGGACGGGUAUUCGGGUGAUGGAAAACAGUGCUACGGAUCUUUGUACCAGGUGGUGUCUGUUGAAUCUGCCAUGAGUGAAUUCUACAAAUGGGUGCAGGAUGCCAAGUUGGACCAGUUCUUGUCGGAGGUGUCCAAUGUGACCAUGCUGGUGCCCAGUGCGGAGGCCGUUCAGAAGAUGACCAAAGAGGAAAAAGUCUUCUGGUUGAACAGCGACAACCUGCCCAGUCUCGUCAGGGCCCACUUGGUUCAGGGUCUCUACAACCUCAGCAGCCUUCAGGUGUCUGGAGUUCAGCUCUCCCCCCUCAUCAAACGCCCACUUCCUGUUGUCUCCACCAAUGUGCUGCUGCCCCAGGGGGGCGCCAUCACUCAUCUGACUGAGACUGUCUCAAUAGGGGGAGCUGUGAUCAUCUCACCUGACAUGCCUGCAACCAAUGGCAUCAUCCACAUAGUGGACAAGGUGCUGUGUCCGGACCAGAGCAUGAGUAUGGGCCUUCUGGAGGUGCUGAGUCACAUGCCAGAACUCUCUCUCUUCAGAGAGAGCCUAAUAAAAAAUAACCUGACGAGCAAGAUGGCGUUAUAUUCCGUCAUCACAGUGUUUGCCCCUACCAACGCUGCCAUCACCGCUGCCCUGGCCCAGUCAGGACAGAACACACUGGCCUCUAACGUGACCAGGUACCACAUCGUGCCGAGUGAGAAGCUGGCGGAGGCAGAUCUGUUGGACGGACUCUACAAGGACACCAUGCUGGGCUUCAGCUACCAGCUAGCCACCUUCAGGAGAGGAGACACUCUGCUGGUGAAUGAUGCGGUGGUCAACACGACGGAUGUGCGCUUCAGUCAGGGCGUGCUGCACUCCAUCAGCUCAGUGCUCAAGAUCCCCAACAACCGCUGUGACAAGAAGGAAAGCUCCACCUUCACGGGCAAAUGUAUGGAAUGUUUAGCGGCCUCGCUUGUUGGCUGUCCCGCAGGAUCAGUCCCACUGUCUAGGAGGAGGUGUAUGUACCACAGCGCGCCCUUCCACGCACUUGGAUGCAAGAUGGUCUGCCUCAACACCACCAUAGUGAGGCAGUGCUGUUCUGGCUUCUUUGGGCCUCAGUGUGAGCCGUGUCCUGGUUCUGAGGCGGGCGUGGCAUGCGGGGGGAGGGGUGUGUGUUCGGAUGGCACCGGCGGCUCGGGAGAGUGCAAAUGCCACAUGAACUACAACGGCACGGCCUGCGAGACGUGUCAGGACGGCAAAUGGGGCAUACACUGCGACAAUGUUUGUACAUGUGAUCAUGGUGUGUGUAACGAUGGUCUGGAUGGGGAUGGAACAUGCACUUGUGAUCUCGGUUGGAAAGGAACAAACUGCAGCAAAGAGAUGAGUCGGGAUUCCUGUGGGGGGACCUGCCACACCAGUGCCAAUUGCUUGUAUAGACAGAGUAACAACACCAACUACUGCAGUUGUGCAGCUGGUUUCCAGGGAAACGGGAUCAACUGCACAGCUGUGAAUGCGUGUGAGAAGGCCAACGGAGGCUGCUCCCCUAACGCCCUGUGCAAGAGGACCAAACUUGGCCGUAGGCAAUGCAUCUGUAACGCAGGCUACACCGGAGACGGGGUGGUGUGUCGAGAAAUCAACCCGUGCUUGGACGGCACUAGUGUUUGCGAUGCCAAUGCGGAGUGUAUUCACACUGGCCCCAACAGGACGUCCUGUAUUUGCCGUGACGGAUUCUCAGGAGAUGGGAAGAAGUGCACUGCCAUCAACCCAUGCAAGAAGAAAAAUGGCCGCUGCAGCCCCCAUGCCGAGUGUGUGAUGACGGGGCCUGGAAGCCGCAACUGCAGUUGCCCCUCUGGUUUCCAAGGAGACGGACUCGUAUGCAAAGGCAACCUGCACUUGGAGAUUAUGGAUAAGAACUCAGCAUUCAUCAGCUCUCUCAUUUUUGGCAAGAUCUAUGAUCUCGGGGGAAAGGGGCCGUUCACCGUGUUUGUUCCCUCGAGGACCUCGAUGAGCAGAGACGAGAAAUAUAGAGAAUGGAGGAAGGACCCCCCAGCGUUGCGCAUGGUGAUGCGCUAUCACAUCGUGCCGUGCAGCAAACUGCAGCCGGAGGCCCUGAGGCAACUCAGCCAGAUCACCACCAUCAUGGGGGACACACUGAAGAUCUCAUACGACAACAACAAUGGUUCUAUCCUAAUCAACAACCAGAUUGCUUCUGGGGGCUUUGAAGCCACUAAUGGAUUCUUCUACAUGAUUGACAACAUGCUGGUCCCGCCCUCCCUGCAAAGCAAACAGGUCAACCACUCCUCUCUGGCUGAGCUCAAGGAUUACAGCACCUUCGUCAAACUCUUGGUGGACACGGGAGUGGCUGAGACAUUGAAUGACAAGCUCCACCAGCCAAUGACAUUGCUGCUGCCGUCAGACGAGAGCAUGAAGCGCCUCCUCCAGGGAAGGAAAGACUUCCUGCUUGCCGAACACAACCGGCCCCAACUUCUGGAAGUCCUGAAAUACCACAUCCUUUUGGAGGUGCAAGUUCCCCUGAUGUCUUUGCAUGGCUCCUCUGUGACGACACUGCACGGCUCUGAGCUGCAGCUGGGCUGUGGUGGACCCAGCAAUGUGGGUCGUGUGUAUGUGAAUGUGCCUGGUUGCCUGGCGUCGGCCUACUCCUUCUCCUUCCCAUGGGGCAGUGCAUACGGUCUGGACUGCCUGCUGAGCCCUCCAAGUCUGGGAGGGAGGUGUGAUACUAUGCAGCCGCUGGACCUCACGAUGCCUUGUGGUGGCUGUUCCAAUUCACGGCCCUGCCCUGGAAACUCCAAACUUAAGGAGAUGUUAAAGUGUGAUAUGACUGGUGUGGUGAGCCUGCGGAGCUCCGGGUGCCAGCCGAUCUGCACGCUGCCUCACUGGACAAGACAAUGCUGCCAAGGCUUCUACGGACGCGACUGCAUGCCGUGUCCUGGAGGGGCGGAGAUUCCAUGUGAGGGCCACGGCCGCUGUGAUGACGGCAGCCUAGGCAACGGCACCUGCACCUGUGAGCCAGGUUUCACCGGGGACGCCUGCGAACUCUGCAAUGAAGGACACUUCGGACCAGACUGCAAAGCUUGUAACUGCACAGCCAAUGGGGCAUGUGACGCGGGUCGCCAGGGCGACGGCAGCUGCUUCUGCUCGGCGGGUUGGACGGGGGCGCGCUGCGAGACCGAGCUGGGUUCCGUCCCCCUCUGCUCGCCGCCCUGCGCCCCCAAGGCCGUCUGCGUGCUCAACGACACCUGCGUCUGCAAGCCCUUCUACGAGGGAGAUGGCUACACGUGCACAGUGGCGGACCUGUGUAAGUACUGGAACGGCGGCUGCGCAGCAGGUGCCAAAUGCAGCCAGAAGGGGGAGGUGGUGAGCUGCAAAUGCCCACAGGGCCACAGGGGGGACGGCUUCGUCUGCUCGCCCAUCGACCCCUGCAGCGACGACGACAACGGGGGGUGCAGCGAACACGCCACAUGCAAGAUGACCGGGCCUGGUAAGAAGAAGUGUGAGUGUAAGCCUGACUAUAUCGGUGACGGCGUUUCAUGUGAGUUGAAGGAGAGUCCUGUUAAUCGCUGUAACCAGGACAAUGGACAAUGCCACGCAGACGCUAUAUGCACAGACCUGCACUUUGAAGAUAAGACGGUGGGUGUGUUCCACUACCGGUCUCCCAUUGGUCAGUAUAAACUGAACUACACUGCAGCUCAGCAGGCCUGCAGCAACGACGGAGCAACUACAGCCACCUACACACAGCUGUCAUACGCCCAGCAGGCCGGUUUGAACUUGUGUGCUGCGGGCUGGCUAGCGGGUGCUAGGGUAGGCUACCCCACCACCCACUCCAACCCCAAAUGUGGCUUCGGCCAUGUUGGCAUCGUGGAUUAUGGCGUUCGCAGCAACCUCAGUGAGACCUGGGACACAUUCUGCUACCGGGUCAAAGAUGUGCAGUGUGUGUGUAAAGAGGGCUAUGUGGGUGACGGCACCACAUGUACAGGCAACCUGCUGCAGGUCCUGCGAGCUCAGCCCCGAUUCUCCAACUUCCUGUCGCAAAUCCUGAACUACUCUGACCACUCCUCGGCUGGGAAGGCGUACGUGAAGCGCCUGAGUAACAUGACCAUCCACUCCACACUAUUUGUCACCGACAACAGCGGACUCAAUGAGAACCAGUCUCUAUCCUGGCGCGACUUGGAGUUCCACGUGUGCGAGGGGCGUGUCCUGCCACUUCAGGAGCUGACCAAUGGAAGUAGAGUACGCAUGCGGCUCGGGGAGUCCCUCACCGUCAUUGGUGUUCCUGACCUCAACGAUCCAACAAAACUGACGGCCUCCCGCUACAUCGGUGAUCGCUUCCUGAUUGAGAGUGACAUCUUGGCAUCCAAUGGCAUCAUCCACGUCCUCCAGAAGGCGCUUACUGCCCCGCCUCCUAAGCCAUCUCUGCAGGUGGCGCAGCAGGCUGGCAUGGGUAUCGGCGUGGUGCUGCUUCUGCUGCUGGUGGCCGCUGUGCUGUUUGUUGGAUACCACUUCUACACCCACAAGGCCAAGCCCUUCCACUUCCAGUACUUUAAGGAGGAUGAUGGUGAGGACAGUGUGCCGGAUUCCAACUACUGCAACCCAAUGUAUGACAGUGUGCAUGAGCCCGAGCCCGAGCCCGAGCCAGAGCCCGAGCCGGCAGGAGGAGAGGAAGGCUUGUCUGCAGCGCUGCCUGACCUGCCGGACGACAAGCACCAGGUGGUGUCUGAUGGCUCUUACAACCUGCUGGAGAGUUGAGGAGGGGUGGGCACGAGAGAGAGAGAGAGAGAGAGAGAGAGAGAGAGAGAGAGAGA
This is a messenger RNA of Engraulis encrasicolus (European anchovy), 8125 nucleotides long. RefSeq names its product stabilin 2 (gene stab2). Gene Ontology annotation, biological process: cell adhesion. Lineage: Eukaryota; Metazoa; Chordata; Actinopteri; Clupeiformes; Engraulidae. The coding region runs from base 429 to 8069 and encodes 2546 amino acids. The record is from RefSeq and is a predicted model, not a curated record. Gene Ontology annotation, molecular function: calcium ion binding; hyaluronic acid binding. The transcript is spliced from 68 exons.